UCAGCUGGGAUGCUGCUGCCCCCACCCCCACCACAACAAAAUGGCCUCGGCACAGAACCCCUAAUGUCUUAUCAUCACACCCAAUACCAUGCCCUUUAGCCACCAGGGGACAUGAGGACACUUCCCCCCCGGCCUGGUCCUUAGCACAGGAUAAACAUGGCUGCUGCUCCCAUCCUUGGCCCACACUGAGCUGCAGGUAGAUGUCUAGGGCAGGCAAGAUGUCUCGGACAACAGGCGCCUCCACCAGCAAGCAGCCGGGUGGGGCUACACUCCACCAGUGUGAUGUGUGUGGCAAGGACUUCCCCUUCAAGGUGGUUCUUGACAUGCACAAGAAGGACCACAACUUCAAGAAUGUGUACAAGUGCCAAGUGUGCGGCACUGCGUACCCCAAGAAGAGCCAGCUGGACAUGCAUUACCGCAAGCACACUGGCGAGCGACCCUUCAAGUGUGAUGAGUGUGACUCUUCCUUCAUGAACAGCAGCAACCUCCAGCGUCAUAAACGCAAGCACGUCUGCAAGCGCCGCUAUGACAGUGAUGAGUGGGAGGCAGCCUAUGCCCUCAGUGACAACCUCAGUGCUGAGAAGCGAGCUCGGGGCGGAGCGGGGGAGGAUGGCGAGAGCCCCUACACAUGUGGAGAGUGUGGAGAAACCUUCCCCAAGAUGAACACUCUCAUGGUGCACAAGCGCAAGCACUCUGGCGACCGGCCGUUCCCAUGCGAGUUAUGCGGCGCAACUUUCUCAGUGCGUGCCAGUCUGGACUACCACCGCCUCAAGCAUGCCGGAGGGGGAGAGGCGGCCUACUGGCACAACAUUUGUAACAUUUGUGGUGAGGCAUUCACCUCCAAAGAUGGCCUUGUGCAGCACCAGCGGCGGCACAGCGGCACUCGGCCAUUCAAUUAUGACAGGUAUUUUGCUGCAUUUCCAAAUGGUGACGUGCAGCAACAGUCUGAUGCUCCACCUGUGGCACCUCAACAGCAACCACAGCAGCAGCUUGGUAGUCAGGAGGCAGCUGUUCAGCAGCCCCAACAGCUUUCAUCACAAAUGCAACCACAGCAGCAGCAGCAACAGCAGCAGCAGCAGCAGCAGCAGCAGCAGCAGCAGCAGCAAGUUUUACCAGAACAGCAGCACCUGUCCCAGCACCCUGAACAUGAGCACUUUCCUCCAGUACAGCAGCAACAGCAGCAACAACAGCAGCAGGAGAGACCAGAGGGAACAGAUACAACUCAAGUCUCUCCUCAGCUGCAUGAGCUUCAGCCUUCGCCUCAGCUGCACCAGAUGGUGGGGACGCCUCACUUGCCACUGCCACAGUCACAACAGUCAGACUUCCCAGGCCCUGUGGAGCAGGAGGCACAGCUUCCAGGCCCCAUGGGUCCCCAGGCCCAGCCCGUCCAGACCGUUGGCCAGCUUGACAGUCUCUCCAGCCCCCCCAUCAAGGAGGAGCCCAGGGAGUGAGUGAGUGUGCACCAAAAGAUGCUGCCAACAUCAGCAUCACUUGCUUGAUGAAGAUGGGAAAAGCCAACUUACUACAGCCAGGAAACACAAUGAACACUGAACAGAUUUGCAGUCAAAUGUCAGACUGGUAGUGAGACUGGAGGCCACAGUGUAUUCCUUGUCAUUAGCUAAACUAUUGCAUAUUUCAAACCUCUAUGCUGAGUUCAUCAUCUGCUGUUUAUAGUCAAGUGUCUUGAGACGUGAUCCUACACUCCAUUCUCUUUCUCCGUGUGAAUCAUUCAAUUGAUACCUCUUACCUAUUUGCAUGGCAUUAUACUCUUUGAGUAAGGCAUUUUAAUCACCCAUUGCUGUACUGCAUCCAGUAAGUAAUGAAAUGCUGCAUCAUUGUUUACAAGCAGGGAUAACAUAUGUCAUAGUUCAUAUAGCUGAUAAUUAAUGAACGGUAGAAAUAUAGCACUUCUGUAAAUGUUGGUAAUUCAGAGAUGGUGAAACAGUUACUUGACAAUUUGUGUUUACUGACCAGCCAUCUCAGACAAUUAUGCACCAGUACAGAGGAGAACAUUUUGUGCCAAGACCUGGCAGAUGUCAGGCACAACCUUGUCUCUUGAUGCAGGCACAGUGUCAUGGGGGAAGGACGGUUGUGUCAUGAGGGGAGGGUAUUUCCAGCUGUUGGUAAUUAAGUUCAUGUCUGCCUUGUUGCAGAAUGAUCUUGAGUGAUGCUCAUGAAGUUGUAUCCACUUAGUAGUGUCCCAGAAUUUUGCAAUGCAUUUAGGGAGUGAAAAAAAGCUUAUCACAGUUAUGGAGGUGGACCACAGGAAGAGCAUGAAGUGGUGAAGUGAUAAGGAAGCAGACAGUGAAAUUGUAAGACCUUUAGAAAUAGUGGUUGAAUUCAUUAUUUCACUGUACCUAUUUAUUUAAUUAGGUACCAGUCUUGAAAUGAACAGUGGGCCCUGCUGUGUCACCUUUGUGCACCACUGGAGGCCAAGUACCUCUACUGAUACAACACUAGCCUCUCAAGAUUCAGCCAGUGUUGAGAAUUUAAGCACAUUUACCAAUGCAUACAUAACACUAACAUAUAUUUCACAUUCCAAAGCAAAAUGUCAUUAAGUGCUCAGUAAAAAUUGUCUCAUAACUAAAGUAACUGUCAGAGAGAUGUGAUAAAGACAGUGGUGGGCAGGCUGUGUGGGACGAGAGGUGGUGCAUUAGUGGUGGAUGCUGGAAGGGUGGCGAUGUGUUAACGAGACACAGGAAAUGGGCAUUAUUUUAUAUUGGCAUCCAUGUGAUCUUUUUGGCAGCACCAGGGUAUGUGUCAUGGUGAAUGUAUGUACGUGUGUGUGAUGAGUAUUGGUGUGACGAGAUAGUAGGUAGCGCGAUACCAUGAAUCUUUUACUAAUUAUGAAGUAUUUUUAUACAUUAUUUGUGGCAUUUGUUUCCGUGAGCAUUCAACAUUUCCCUUCCCAGUGUGGCAUCCUGACCUGGGAUUUGUGAAACUCUACUCUUAUGCAUUUUUUUUUUUUUGUUUCAUAUCCGUUCAAAAAGCUAUAAAACUAAUACACUACACUA
Molecule: messenger RNA, 3014 nt
Organism: Portunus trituberculatus (swimming crab)
Lineage: Eukaryota; Metazoa; Arthropoda; Malacostraca; Decapoda; Portunidae
Product: zinc finger protein 479-like
Exons: 2
Coding region: 201-1451 (416 amino acids)
Source: RefSeq, a predicted model, not a curated record